Molecule: messenger RNA, 654 nt
Organism: Phanerochaete carnosa HHB-10118-sp
Lineage: Eukaryota; Fungi; Basidiomycota; Agaricomycetes; Polyporales; Phanerochaetaceae
Exons: 4
Coding region: 1-654 (217 amino acids)
Source: RefSeq, a predicted model, not a curated record
AUGCUCCAAAGAAGUAAUGCUUUCGCUGCCGAGCAGCAAGUCGAAGAGGCGGCCAAGAUCAAAGGUGCUCUGUCCACACUGCGACCACUACUGCAGAUGGAAGCUCUAUCAAACCUUCGCAGAUCAACACACCUGGCACAGUCCUUCGAGAGCCACUCAGAGUCAGAUUUGGCAGAGGAGGAGGAAGAGUUUGUUGAGGUAAUGGGAGACCUUCAACUGGAUGGCUUGGAGGAUAGCUGGAGAGAGCUUGAGCUGGGUGAGAAGGAUGAAGAUGGUCUAUAUCUGCAUCAGUGGCUGAGUGAAACGUUUGAGUGUGAGCUCAUAGAAUUUGGCACCCAGCUCAGCUCUAGGGAUCAGGCCAUUUUUUGGGCGUACGUGUACAAGGUUAAGGCCCGUCUGAUGUGUGAAGCAUUUGCCAUGCUUCCGACAAAGUCAGCUCUCGUGCUGUUUUUCUCUCUGGUCUUGAUCCUGUUCUCUAUGACUGCUGCCCCCAAUUAUGCUGCUGCUAUGUCGGUCCUCACCGAGACUGCCAAGUAUGUCCCUACUGUGGCGAACCAUGUUACAAUGCUGCUCAGCACCCGCGCAAAACCUUCACCUAUAUUCCCAUCAUUCCUCGCCUCUCUGCCAUGGUUUGCAACAGUGACAGUGCCAUAA